Stegastes partitus (bicolor damselfish) is the source of this 885-nucleotide messenger RNA. NCBI's taxonomy places the organism in Eukaryota, Metazoa, Chordata, Actinopteri, Pomacentridae. The record is from RefSeq and is a predicted model, not a curated record.
AAAUACGGCUGCUCUAGUCUCGCGAGACUCCCACUGGGACAUAUUAUGAGAACAACGUUCGCUUGACGUGUUUGCGAGCAACAACACAACAGCAUGGCCGAGAGUACUGGUACAAUUUAUAAUGCACCCUCCAACCUUAAAUCCAAACUGUGGAAGAAUUUUGGAUUUUUAAAGAAAGAUUGCAAGUUGGACAAAAGUUUGGCCAUUUGGAAACUGUGUAAAGGUGCAAUUAAAUACACUGGUAGCACAACCAGUCUCAGCACUCACCUGUUAAGAAGGCACGGAGACACCAGCGCGGGCGACGAGGGAUGUGUGGAUGCUAGUAGUAGCAAAGCUAGCGUGAGCAAGAACGCACAAGACAAAAGCACUGGUUUAAAAAAGUUCUUCCAACUCAGCCACAACUCUGCGAGGUCCAAGGUAAUAACGGCAUCUAUAACCCGUUUCAUUGCCAAGGACUUAAGACCCUACAGUGUCGUUGAAAGUGACGGAUUUCGCGACAUGAUAAACACGCUAGACCCGAGAGCAAAACGUCUUAAGCACUUUGAGGCAUCUGAUGAAGACACAGCACUACUCAUCACUGAGAUGAAGAAGGCGUUUAACAAUGACUUUGAGAAGCGGUACACCCACCUCCAUGACUUCCUCUACACUGCAUCUGCUCUAGACCCUUGCUUCAAAAUGUUGCCAUUCCUGAGUGACCAUGAUGCUGGGAAGAUCUUCACAAGUAUGUCAGUUGAAGCUGCAGCUCUGCAUAACAAGAUCCAGCUCAGAGAAACAGUGUACAUGGAGAUCAAGACAACAGCAUUUGUUGCUCCACGGAGCCAGCUGGUGGCUGGAGUAUUCAGCACUGCAGGAGACAUUGUUUCUGCACAGCACAAUGUACUGUGA